AGUUAGGAGUAGGGAACAGUUUAAGCGACCAGAAGAAGAAAUCACAGUUUAGACGCCGAUGGCCGACGACGAGGGGGUGAUAGCGGCCGCGGAAGAGGAGUCGCUGACCGCGCCGCUGCUUGAGCCAGUUGCGAGCCCGCGUGACCCGUCCGUGGAGGUGCGGCUGUACCGGCGGGGCGCCGGCCCGGUCGCGGUCUUCCGGUCGGGCCUGGCGGGGCCCCGUCGGGACCGCCUCGACGUGCGCCGCAUCCAGGCCGAGCACGAGCUACGGGCGCUCUUCGCCUUCAAGGCCGAGGGCUCCCGGCGCGGACUCCGGAUCCGGCCCGACCCGGCCGCUGGCUACUCCGCGCUGCCCUUCCGCGACGGCGCCGUCAUCGCCCUCGACGGCGAGCCCAAGGAGUCGUGGACGAAGCCCGUGUCGAUGAUCGUCGCCGGCUUGCUGGUGCCGGCGGUGAUGGCGUUGAUAGCGGUGAAGGGGGUGCCGGAGCCGCUGCGGUCGUCGAAGGUGGUCAACGGGGUCUUCACGCCGUGGAUCCUCGUCAGCGCGGUCAUCAUCUUCGCUCGCGUCAGGACGCGCCCAAGGGCUCCAUGAAUAGAAGGCGGCCAACCUACAGAUCGCUCUAGCCCAUAUCCGUUCCUCUCCUAUGUCUGUCGCAAAAUUCAGUGCCUAGAUGGAAUCAGUUUUGAUGUGUGUUCAGCAAAAUGGUAUUGGAUUAUGUUUGAUGAAAAUGUUUGUUUGGAUACCUAAGUACAAUAAAUUCACAGGCAGGCUUUGGAUGGAUCCUUCCUUUUUCAUUCAA
Molecule: messenger RNA, 800 nt
Organism: Phragmites australis (common reed)
Lineage: Eukaryota; Viridiplantae; Streptophyta; Magnoliopsida; Poales; Poaceae
Exons: 2
Coding region: 59-592 (177 amino acids)
Source: RefSeq, a predicted model, not a curated record